This is a messenger RNA of Solanum pennellii, 990 nucleotides long. RefSeq lists its product as uncharacterized. NCBI's taxonomy places the organism in Eukaryota, Viridiplantae, Streptophyta, Magnoliopsida, Solanales, Solanaceae. Bases 26 to 904 code for a protein of 292 amino acids. The transcript has 4 exons. The record is from RefSeq and is a predicted model, not a curated record.
UCAAUUCAAUUUUUUUUGUGGAAGAAUGGCUCCUACUCAAUUCAUCCAUUGCCAUGAAUGCACAACUCGAGUUGCAUUCUCCGACGACGAAAUCCCUCUUCUUAUGGCACUUGCUCGAAUCUUGUGUAUGAAAUGGGGAGAAGUUAGUUUGUCGAAUGAAGGCACUAAUGAGCAAAAUGUUGAUCAAGAAUUAGGCAUAAAUGAUGAUCAAGAUGGAGAUGCUAAAGAUAUGAGAUUGGAGGAGCUUAUUUGCUGGAAUGAUGUAACAUUGCUUCAUCUUAAUGAACAAGAUGGAGAUGCUAAUGAACAGGUUCCUAGUGAUCAAGAUUUGGGCGCUAAUGACCAAAAUCUUGAUCAAUAUGGAGAUGCUAAUGAUCAAGAUUUGGGCGUUAAUGAGCAAAAUGUUGAUGAAGAUGUAGAUGUUAAUGAUCAAGAUUUGGGCGUUAAUGAGCAAAAUGCUUAUGAAGAUGGAGAUGGUAAUGAAGAGGAUCCUAAUGAACAAGAUUUAGGCGCUAAUGCUGAUCAAGAUGCAGGAGAUGGUAAUAGACGAGAUAUAGAAAAGAAACUGUUCAGGAUGGAGUUAGAAUUGAUCACGAUGAAGGCAGAACUGACGAAGAUGAGGCUGCAACUGAUCACGAUGGAGAUACAACUGCUCGAGACCGAGGGGAUACUGCUCAACUUUCUCAGGACGAAUAAACGUGAUCAAGAUGGAGACGCUACUGAUCAAGAUGAAGGCACAACGAAUCAAGAUAAAGGCACAAUGAAUCAAGAUGGAGAGACAACUGAUCAAGACGCUACUGAUCAAGAUGCUACUGAUGAAGACGCUACUGAUCAAGACGCUACUGAUCAAGAUGCUACUGAUCAAGAUGCUACUGAUGAAGAUGGAGACGCUCCAAUGAACUGAAUGAAGACAUUGAUAUUCUGCUUAUACAAAAUACUAUAAUUCAUAGUUGUGUGAUAUUCUGUUUUCAAUUUCUGUUUUGUGAUAUU